GGACGCUGCGGAUGUUGGUAUAUUCGAAAGUGGUUUUUCUUUUUGUUGGAUUGCGCCCCUCCGAUUUGGCCGAGAGUUGAUCAAAGAGACAAAAGUGCAAAAAUCAGUUGUAAAUCUAUUAACUUAAUCCCACUAGCUAUCAAAAAAAAGGCAAAGAUCCUGAAACAAGAACAAUGCCAACGCAGAGGUCAUAGUCAAUGAUGGCUAAAAGCAGAAGACCAAUGAUGGCCCAAAGCACAUUGUUAACGAGUGAAAAACGGUAAAGGUAAAGGAAUAUCGUUGCUGAGCUCUGCCUAUUAAUACACAAUAUACAUACGUCAAUGUAAUGCCUUCCCGUCGCUCUGGUGGUGGCAGCGGUGGCACCGUAAAGCGUAAACACUCCUUGGGCAAUUUGCGACGAGCGCAUCCCUCCUCCGGGGCAACAUGGAACGUACAGGUGGUUCGUGGCAAAAUGUCCUCCAAGUGUCUGUGGCAUGCAUGUCGCGCUCUUAUUCUCGGUGUAACACUUAUGCUUUUGGGAGCUGGCAUGGCAACACUUGGCUACUAUGCGGAUCAUUUGUCAAUGGGCUCCGAGCUGCGCGGCAAUGUCACAGUGAGAGUAAAAAAUGAUUUGAAGGGCUUUCAUUUGAACAAUUUUGCCUAUGUUGGACCGAUUGUUAUGGGAUUUGGUGGCUUCAUUGUGGUCGCCUCAUGCGUUAUGACAUUCGAGGCACGGGACUCGGCUGCCAAAGUGGUACCGGCACGUCUUCGUGCUGGCGGCGGCAGCAACAAGAAUCCAACGCGUAGCAAUCAGAGUAGCUCCGCUUCACAGCGUCGCGGUAUGGGUGCCCAGUAUCAGUCAACUCGGUGGGAUCAACAUUUCGGAGUAUUUCGAUCGUCGCCGGGCGAUACACACCAGCAACCCCAAGAUACGUAUACAAAUUCAGGGCAAUAUCAACAGCAGCCCUUCGAUCGUGAGGCAUUGACAGCAGAGCUAAUCAAAUUCUCCAAAUCGCUAAGUAGCGUUCGUCGAGUCCGGCAAACGCGUACGGGCGUCUCAGGUGCUGCGGCAGGUGCAUCGGGUGGAACGACACGCAUAAUUAGCAAUUCGUCAAGUCUAAUUCAAAGAGCGACACGAGAAUGUGCAUUACUCCAGCCACCUCCGUCAGCAUCAACAUCGGCAUCGGCGAAUCGCGUCUAUUGGCAGGCGUCCUCCUUCGAUGGCGGCAUGGGAAUGGGAGCAUGUACAUCCGCUGCAGGACAUGAAAAACGCAGCGAGCGUAAUAAACGCUCGGAUACGGCGAAACGUCAUGUUCUUUCGCGUCAGCGGCCCAUUGAACACGAGGAAGGAGGUGGCGGUGGCGGUUGUGCUGGUCGUGAAAGGUGCAGUCCUCUUGGCAAUAGACGCAAUUCAACGUUGUCGGAUUCAUCGUAUAGUGGUCGAUGGACAGCCCGUUGUGCUUCGAUAGCAAGUCGCACGUCUAGCAUCGAUUCCCGUCGGGUACAAGUCGAUUUACAUAGCCCCGAAGUCAUACCCAAAUCGAUAUUGCGUUCCCCGAAACGAUAUAGUUCUGGACCCUCAGCCACACCGUCGGUUGAGAAGGAAUUCCGUAGCCAAUUGUCGGUUUGCUCGGAGCCCCCACAGCCUGUACGGCAAUUAUCCGGACAAUCAAGCAUAGAGCCGUGCGUACCAGAGGAGAUCGUUGACGCCGAUGUAAUUGAAGAGCAAUCUCAGGACAACUGCGAAGUGCGAUGUCUGCAAACAGAAACGGCAAAUGUACACGUAAAUGCUGUAAAUAAUAUUUUACCUCCAAAGAAGACGCGUCCGGACUCCCUUCCACUGGCCACCAACAGUAACAGUAACGCAAGUCCGCAGGAUCAAUCGCAGGAACAGAAGACGAUAGCUCCGCCACUGUAUCGGAGCAAUAGCUCUAGACAGUUUUAUAGGCCCAAGCCUGGAAUAGCCAAUGAACGGGAUGAUUCAGUUUUUUACAUUCGUUCCAUGGAACGGGGAUUGGUUUCAGCCAGAGGCGGCAGCGAGGGCGAUGAUCAAAUGUACGAUUCGCUGCGGGUUAUUAACGAACGGCGAUCGACACUUCUGAAAGCGGACUCGCAGAGUUCGCUGGGGUCAGCGGAACGGAAAUUGAGUAGUUUUUCCCUAAAAAUGCCCGACAUUACCGAAAGGGAAAACUCAAUAGAUGUAGAGGAACCUCCACCAAUAUAGAGCUUAGAACAAAAAGAUGAAAUAACUUAAUUCUUUAAUGAAUAUAAAGAGGACUUAAAAGUGCAUUCGACACUUGACGAAAAAAAAACAAUGAAAUUUCUGUUUUAAACUGUUGUACAUAAUCAUGUAUACAUAUAUAUAUAUACAUAUGCACUGGUGUAGACUUUCUAUUUUAAGUGAAUGUUUUAGAAGAAUAUUUAUGUAUUUAUGAAUGUAUAUUUAGAAGGUUAAUACGACGCCUUCAACUUGUUAAGCAAAUCAACACUGUUGUUUAUUUGCCCAUAAAGUUUAUCAGCAAUAAGAACAUACAAGCAAUCUGUUGAAAA
This is a messenger RNA of Drosophila willistoni, 2529 nucleotides long. RefSeq lists its product as uncharacterized. NCBI's taxonomy places the organism in Eukaryota, Metazoa, Arthropoda, Insecta, Diptera, Drosophilidae. The transcript is spliced from 6 exons. The record is from RefSeq and is a predicted model, not a curated record. The coding region runs from base 326 to 2203 and encodes 625 amino acids.